GCCUUAUCAAUCAAUCAAUCACCUCCAUAGUCCAGCCACGGCGUGUUCGAUAAGCAGUUGGCUUCUCCACCUACCUAGACCUACACUACUAGUACCUACUACCAGCCCUUGGGAAUUCCCCACCUGCCCGUUGCAACUUGCACCAGCGCCCCUCUUCGCCUCUGCCUUCUGCUGCCCUUCAUAUUUCCCCCUUCUUCCUCUCCUCGCUCUCUCCAUUCUUCUUCUCUUCUUCUCUCCAGUUCACAUCAAACACCGCCAAUCUGUUUUCCUCCGCCUUUCGUCGUUUCUCCUCCUCCACUCUUCGCUCAUCUCUUGGACUGACCGCCGCUGCCGCCUCGUCCUUCCAGCAAAACUCCUCGCCAUCUACCCUCUCGACGCCCCUGCGCGUCAAUUCCACCUCAUCCUCCAGAAUGGUGCACACCAACGUUGUUAUUAUCGGCUCCGGCCCCGCCGCCCACACGGCCGCCAUCUACCUCUCGCGCGCCGAACUCAAGCCCGUCCUCUAUGAGGGUAUGCUGGCCAACGGCACAGCCGCCGGUGGACAGCUCACCACCACCACCGACAUCGAGAACUUCCCCGGUUUCCCCGCCGGCAUUGGCGGCGGCGAGCUGAUGGAGAACAUGCGCAAGCAGUCCGUCCGCUUCGGCACCGAGGUCAUCACCGAGACCAUCACCAAGGUCGACUUCUCCCAGAGACCCUUCAAGCUGUGGACGGAAUGGAGUGACGGUCCCACCGACGAGCCGGCCCACACCGCUGACGCCGUCAUCAUCGCCACCGGUGCCAACGCCCGUCGUCUCGACCUCCCCGGCGAGCAGAAGUACUGGCAGAACGGUAUCAGCGCCUGCGCCGUCUGUGACGGUGCUGUGCCCAUCUUCCGCAACAAGCCCCUCUUCGUCAUUGGUGGUGGUGACUCCGCCGCUGAGGAGGCCAUGUUCCUGGCCAAGUACGGUAGCAGCGUCACCGUCCUGGUCCGUCGCGACAAGCUCCGUGCCAGCAAGGCCAUGGCCAACCGCCUCCUGGCCCACCCCAAGGUCACCGUCCGCUUCAACUCCGUCGCCACCGAGGUGCUCGGUGAGGAGAAGGCCAACGGCCUGAUGACCCACCUCAAGGUCAAGAACGUUGUCUCUGGCGAGGAGGAGGUCGUCGACGCCAACGGUCUCUUCUACGCCGUCGGUCACGACCCCGCCACCGCCCUGGUCAAGGGCCAGAUCAAGCUCGACGAGGAUGGAUACAUUGUUACCCAGCCUGGCACCAGCUUCACCAGCGUUGAGGGUGUCUUCGCCUGCGGUGACGUCCAGGACAAGCGCUACCGCCAGGCCAUCACCAGUGCCGGAUCCGGCUGCAUUGCCGCUCUCGAGGCCGAGAAGUACAUUGCCGAGCGCGAGUCCGGCGAGGAGGAGGCGCCCGUGACCAGCAGUGAAAAGGACACCCAGGGCACUGGUGCCGAAUACAAGUCCAACCCUCUUCUCUAAGCGAUUCACUACCACCACCAUCAUGAAAGCAUCUAUUCCCAUUCUAUCCAUCUCAUAAUCUCCUAACUCACCCCUCUAUCUUCCGAUCUCUUUUCUACUACCCAUCUAGAUCAGGUUCAGGUUCAGGUUUCCCAUUUAGACAAACGGCUUAUGGGUGUUGCAUCUUCAUCUUCCUCUUCGCAUUUUUAUUUCUUAUCUUUUCAUUUGCUGAAUGCUUACCUUAACGGCUGUUUAUAUUUCUAGAUUUCCAGCGAUAUUUUUGUUCAUGUCUUGUUUUGUGAUACACGGGAUUUCGAUGGGGUUCGAUCGAUCGAUCGAUCGAUUGCAUGAAUGCGAAUGUGAAUACAAUCAAUAGAGUAGAAGAGAGAGAGAAGAAUCAUAAAGUAAUUUUUUCGAAG
Molecule: messenger RNA, 1870 nt
Organism: Aspergillus sclerotioniger CBS 115572
Lineage: Eukaryota; Fungi; Ascomycota; Eurotiomycetes; Eurotiales; Aspergillaceae
Gene: trr1
Product: thioredoxin-disulfide reductase TRR1
Exons: 4
Coding region: 411-1472 (353 amino acids)
Biological process (GO): removal of superoxide radicals
Cellular component (GO): cytoplasm
Molecular function (GO): thioredoxin-disulfide reductase (NADPH) activity
Source: RefSeq, a predicted model, not a curated record